This is a messenger RNA of Anas platyrhynchos (mallard), 1864 nucleotides long. Lineage: Eukaryota; Metazoa; Chordata; Aves; Anseriformes; Anatidae. The record is from RefSeq and is a predicted model, not a curated record.
CCUGGCUGAAGGCGGUGCCAGCCCUGCAGAGCUCCUCAGACACUUGUCCCCAUUGCCCCAAGGGCAGAGCUGCUCCCUGAGGGUUAUUGCAGCCAGGAACUGGGCAAAGGUUGGGAGUGUUGGGUGCUUCCUUCAGUGUUCCAGAGUGUUGGGUGCUGUGAGGGACGUCUAUCUUGGUGGGUCUCUCUUGCAAAAGAACCCCUGGAGGGCCGCCUGCCCCCUGGGGGACCUCUCUCUCAGAUGGGGCUCCCCUGGGGCUGUGGCUGUCCCAGCCUCACCGGCCAUGCCAGGGGCCUCCUGACUUCCCUCGUCACUCUGCUCCUCCUCCAGCUGGGCUCAGCCCAGCUCAGAGUGGAGGGACCAGGCCAGCCUGUCACUGCCACCGUGGGGCAGGAUGUCGUGCUGCCCUGCCACUUGUCCCCUCAACAUGAUGCUCACAGCUUGGAGGUCAGGUGGAUUCGACGCACGAUAUCUGAGACAGUGCACCACUACCGCAAUGGAGAGGACCUGUAUGGGGAGCAGAUGUGGGCAUAUUCUGGGAGGACAGAGCUGGCCAGAGAUGGUCUCUCUGAUGGAAGGUUGGACUUGCGUAUCUUUGGGUUGAGACCCUCUGAUGAUGGCCAGUAUGUCUGCACUGUGAAAGAUGCUGAUGAUUAUGGAGAAACUAUUGUGGAUCUGGAUGUGACAGCCACAGGCGCUGACCCCCACCUCUCCCUGGGGGGCUAUGAGGCCGGAGGUGUCCGGGUGCUGUGUCGAUCGGCCGGCUGGUACCCGCUGCCACAGCUGCUGUGGAGGGAUGCUCGCGGGCAGCACCUGCCCUUGGUCUCCCAGACACAUUCCCAGGACCAGGAGGGGCUCUUUGAAAUCGAAGGCACCGUCAUCGUGACCGGGAACGCGGAGGGGCCCUUGUCCUGCGUGGUCAGGAACAGCCGCAUCCAGCAGGAGUGGAAAUUUUCCCUGCACAUUGCAGCUCCCUUCUUCCACAACGCCCAGCCCUGGAAGGUGGCUCUGGUCCUCGUCCUCGUGCUUUUGGCUGUGUCCAUUGGCCUGGGUGUUUAUCUCUAUCGAAAGCAAGCGGCACAGAGCCGAGAGCUGGGUGAGUCCUUGCAGUCCCUGCCCCCAGCCCCUGGGGAAGUGGUGUCCCUGCGGGAGGGCCUGGUCUGGGUGGGCUCUGGGGGCUUGUGUGCUGGUGGCUCGGGGGUGCUGGAGGAGCAGCUGGAGCCUGGGGUGGGAGUGGGGAGUGCUGGGGCUGGGGCUGCCCUGGGCACGGGACACGGCCGGGAUGGCUGAAAGGAAUGGGGAACAAGGUGGGAAAGGGGAGCGAGCUGUGGGGCUGCCCCACUCUGCACUGAUGCUUCUUGGACAGGGACGUCCUCCACCCAUCCCCAUUCACUUCCCCUUGUGUUUUGGUGGCACCGUGCAGAGAGCUGCACAAGUGUCUGUCCUUACUGCUCCACAUGCAUGAGCCUUGCUCAAAGCUCGGUCUUGCCGACUGUUAGGCAGCACCACCCUUCCUCCCCCACCCUCCCCACAGUUUGGGAACAAAGAGGUCUGUGUCCACUCAACAAAACAAAGAAAUCUGGUGUCUUCUCAUGGAAUAACCUAUAGGAUGAGAAGGUGUCCUCUCUGAUCAUGCAUUAUUUUGUUUUCCAUUUCCAGUGAAAAAAGAUGCAAAACUGGCGGAACAGGCUAGGCAGCUUGAGGAAAAAUGUGAAAGGCUGGAUCAACAAGCUACAGAGCUGGCAUGGAGAAGGUUUCUGCUGCCAGAAAAUAGAGUGAAGGUGACCCUGAAUCCACACACAGCUCAUCCUGAGCUCAUCCUGUCAGAGGACCACAGGAGUGUGAGAUGGCAAAUGAUACGGCA